AUGAUACGAUUAACGGCGCAGGUACUUGUCAUAAUCGCACUAACAACUUCAGUUGACUCUGAAAUUGAAAAAGAAUCCAAAUUGUCAUCUAUCCUCCUCCCCGACACAUCUGCUAGAAUAGCAAGGAGUUACUAUGAAAGAUACAGCCGUCCAUACGACAGGCUAGAUGACAGACGCUGCGGCCGUUGUGAUGACGAUGACGACAGGGAUGAUCGAGAUGACAGACGAUCUAACAAACCAUCAUACGGCAGCAGAUAUGACAGAAAUCGAGACGACGAUGACGACGACAAACGCUACGACAAUGACAGAAGAAGCAACAAGAACGAAACGGAUGAUCAGAGCGAUGACAAGAGUCACGAUGACAAAGAUAGACGUCGGGACAGACCGAGGAAUAGACCCAGGAAUCGUUAUGACGACAGAGAUAGGUACGGACCGGAUUAUUAUGAUAGAUUCCUGAGGGAUAGGGACAGAGACAGAUACAGCGAUCCGUAUCCGCGCCGACCGUUAUAUGACAGACGUCCCUAUGCAUAUGACGACCGUUAUGACAGAUAUGACAGAUAUGACGGAUACUACUCGUACAGACGCCCUUACUAUGAUGACCGGUAUGACCGAGGAUACGACGAUGGUUACGGGGGUUAUGGCCCAGGCGUUGGUUCGGGACCUCAUGACAGUUUCAGGCCAUGGGAUGAAACCUACCGUGGUCAAUCUGGUUGGGAUGCAGGUGGCCGAGGAUACUACUUCGCGUCUGGACGACCUGACUCCACCUGGAACCAAAGGGAAUAUGCCAGACCUCAACCGGGAUACCAGAACAAUCCAAGCUACUCCAACGGAUAUUCCAGUGGUUACAGCGGUUAUCAGGACCCUUACCGUGGUAAUAGUGGGUACAAUAAUUAUGGGUCUGGAUAUGGUUCUGGUUCUGGUUACGGCUCCGCCUAUGGUUACCAAGACGUGGGGUACGGCCAGUCCAGUGGGUGGCGAAACGUGGGGCAGACGAGACGACCCUAUAGAGACGAAAGCGGCGUAACAAAACUAGACAGCCAAUAUAUCCAAACAUCAGAUAACAGAUACGGCACUCGAACCCCGAGCCAGUCCAGCUCCUACCAAUCUACCUUCAGUCAGAGUACCACGGAGACCAGCUAUCUCCAUGAGAGGGCAGAUCAGCUCGUCAAGAUUGAGGAGUCGACGCAAAACGCUCAAUAA
This is a messenger RNA of Leptosia nina, 1200 nucleotides long. NCBI's taxonomy places the organism in Eukaryota, Metazoa, Arthropoda, Insecta, Lepidoptera, Pieridae. The record is from the annotation of a GenBank genome assembly.